AUAUUGAGAGAAGACUUUGAGUUUUCUUUGGUCAUUCUUUAAUAUUUUUUGAGAGAUUGAUUAAACAAGAUUGAUUAAUCCUCCUUACAGUGUAAUUUUUUAUGUUACUUUGGUACGAUUAUUUUGUUUAUAAAAAAAUAUAAUUACAUUAGCUUGCCUAAAAAAUAAAAUAUUAAAGAAUGACCACAAAGUCUACCUCUACUGGAGUCUUCAAAGCACAAGUCAAUGAAUGAAUGAAAGAAUUGAAAUAUAUUGUGAAAAUAGUGUACUUAUUAGUGUAUUUAAAAAUUAGUGUACAGUGUGUGUAUAGACACACAUUUGAAACUCUUAUAUAAGGAAGAGUUUUCUCCUGCAGCAUUUUAUUAUCCAUUUGAAUUAGUUUUCAGCUCCCAGUAGAUAUGGCAUCAGCAUAUGCAGAAUCAAGUCCACUUAUAUCUUCCGAUCAUGUCAAGGCUGCUGUCACCGAGUUCGCUAGAGGAUUUAACCACAGUUACUAUCUACCCCUUCACUUAGCAAUACUGAAAGGCGACUGGAAAUCUACAAGAGCUUUCCUUGAUAACGAUCCAAGUGCAUUGACAGCGAAGGUUACGGUAUAUGGUAGGACUGCACUACAUGUUGCAGCUGUAGGAUCUCAAUGGAUCAUUGUUGAGAUGUUGUUGCAGCGUAUGCCUACAAAUAUUCUAACAGAAUUGGAUUUUAUGGGUUGUACUUGCCUUCACUAUGUUGCAUUGAGCGGCAAGGUAGAUGUUGCAAAAAAAUUGGUGGCUAAAAAUUCUUCUGUUACACAAGUUACUGAUUUUAAAGGAUUUACACCACUCAUCUAUAGUCUUACUUCUACAAGACACAGGGACAUGGUUUGGUAUCUUUUAACGAAUACGACAGAUGAGAGACCUGGGUGUCCAUUUUCUGGUCCUUCUGCUAGUCAACUUGUUGCUUUGCUCACUGCCUCUGGAUUUCACGAUAUCACCAUGCAUCUUCUGCAGCGCUACCCUGGUUUGGCAACAAUUUCUGAUUCAAACGGAAGCAUUAUACUCAAUGUUCUGUCAAAAUUACCAUCACACUUUCCAAGUGGAAACACGUAUGUGCCUCCCACUAUAUUCUUUUACAAACAUGCUCCUGUGGAACUUGAAUUAUUACCUAAUGAUCCUCAUUCUGGAAAGAUAAUAUCGAAUUUACUUCAACAUUUUUUUGCUCAUUGGAAGUCAAUUAGAGAUGCAAAGUUGACACAUCUAUCUGCUGUAAGAUUGACUGAAUUUGUUUUCUCACAAGCUUCAGCCAUGAAUGACUACCAAUUCUACGAAUCUUUUGUGAGUGCGGACAUUAUUUUCAACGCAACAUCAUCUGGCAUAGUUGAAAUUUUAAGCAUUUGUUUUCAGUUUUUUCCUGAAUUGGUUUGGACUCACAUUCCAAAUGAAGGGUAUCUGAUUCAAAUUGCCAUCAAGAAUAGACAAGAAAAAGUAAUUAGACUUCUAUCCGAGAUGCCAAUCAUUUGCAAGCUUUUAGUGUUAGCAAUAGAUGAAUCAAAUAACACUACAUCGCACCUGGCAGCAAGGGUUUGUUCUAACAAUAAAUCAACUUUAGGUGCAGCAUUACAAGUUGAAAGAGAUUCACAGUGGCUUCAGGAAGUAGAGAAAUUGAAUCACCCUUUCCAUAAAGUAGUUAAAAACAAAAAUGGUAAAACAGCCCGAGAAGUGUUCAUUGAAGAACAUAAACCAAUGGUUGAAGAAGGGAAUAAUUGGAUAAGGGAUAGAUCAAACGGUUGUAUGUUAGUGGCAACUCUUAUUGCGACAAUCACCUUUGCAGCUGCAAUAACUGUACCUGGAGGUAACAACCAAGAGAAAGGAAUACCAAUAUUCUUGCUACAUAAAAAAUUCACUGUGUUUAUUGUGUCAGAUGCAAUAGCCUUCUAUUGUUCAAUGGCUUCUCUUAUGAAUCUUUUACCAGAGACAAAAGGACCCAUCAACGAAGAAGGUAUUCAAACUGAACUUGUUAUUAGAUUAAAGCUCGGUUUGUAUUAUUUGCUUAUUGCCUUAGUGGCAACAACGAUAGCGUUUGCUGCAGCUCUGUCUAUGCUUCUAGAGAAGAGAUUUAAAUUUUCUAUAGUUUAUAUUUCUUCUCUUGCUUGUCUUCCACUUCAUUAUGCUACAAGUGUUCUAUAUCCUAAUUUGAGGAGAAUAAAGCUCUUGCAAUCUAUCGCAGCAUUUGUCUGAAUCAUGUAUUAUGAAGCACAUUUGAACAUUAUUUUCUUUCCUAUUUUUUAACUUUAUAUUGUAGUUUUUUACUCUUCAUCUCAAGUUACUCUUAACUUUUGCCAAA
Molecule: messenger RNA, 2316 nt
Organism: Medicago truncatula (barrel medic)
Lineage: Eukaryota; Viridiplantae; Streptophyta; Magnoliopsida; Fabales; Fabaceae
Exons: 6
Coding region: 399-2210 (603 amino acids)
Cellular component (GO): membrane
Molecular function (GO): protein binding
Source: RefSeq, a predicted model, not a curated record